This is a messenger RNA of Fomitopsis serialis, 1206 nucleotides long. RefSeq lists its product as uncharacterized. The record is from RefSeq and is a predicted model, not a curated record. The transcript is spliced from 7 exons. Gene Ontology annotation, molecular function: Hsp90 protein binding. Lineage: Eukaryota; Fungi; Basidiomycota; Agaricomycetes; Polyporales; Fomitopsidaceae. The coding region runs from base 1 to 1206 and encodes 401 amino acids.
AUGGCCCCCAAGCGAUCUCUAGGGAAACCCGACCCUUUCGCCGGUAUGCCGCCAGACAUGCAGAAUGUCUUCCAAAAAGUCUUGUCGACCUACAACAAGAAGGACUAUAACGGCGAUCCGAUGAGUCUGAUGCAUCAUCUCUCGACGCAGGACCCGGCAGACGUGGAGGCCUUGCUGUCUGCCGUUGCCGGGUCAAAGACUUCUGACGACCGGCUCUCCACCUUCAAUUACAAGAAGGUUCCCGUGCGCAAGGACUCCUUCUGGGUCAUGCAGCUCUCGCCCAUGGGCUUUCAAGGCAAGGAUCCGCAGGAUUAUCGGGAAGAGUACUUCCCGGGAAGCACGCCUGUGUUCAGCAUCUUCAUCUACGACGAUCGAGACCAGUUCCUCGUACAAGAAAUGGUCCCGCCGGGGAUGCCCUCGUCCGACUUCGUGCUGAAAGCUCUCAAACAUGCCAUCACAUCUCCGCUGCCACCUAACCGACCUUGCGCACCCAGUUUGCUAGUGAUCGCUUAUAAACUCAGUCCGCACGUUGAUGCGCUUCGUCCCUUCCUGGACUCUCUUCCGGCCCCGUUCAGCUGGCGCCUAGAGACGCCUGAGGAAGCAGAAGGGGUCGGUUCGGGCGUCCACAAGCUCAACGUGAAGGGCAUUGCAAAGGCGACCAAGCGCGCCGAGGAGGAGAAACGACUCGGAAACGAGGCCAUCGGGCGCAAGGACCGUACCGCCGCUGUCAAGCACUACACCGAAGCCUAUGAGUUCCUCGCGGACGCGAUAGCACAGAAUCCGAGUGACGAGGAGAAGCGAGACAUCAAGCGGGCGAUGGCCAUCUGCCUCGCGAACCGAGCGGCAGCGUGGUUGAUGGAGGGCGAUGGUCAGGACGCGAAGAAGGCUUUGGCGGACGCGGAGAGGGCGACGACGUUUGACGAGAACUACGGAAAGGCGUAUUAUCGUCAGGCGAAAGCUCAGCAGCUGCUGGGCGCGCGCGAGUCGUCGAUCGACGUUCUCACAACGGCCCUCAAGAGACCGAGCCUCGCAUCCGACAAGGGCUUGAACGACGCGCUUCCCGAGGAGUUGCGCGGGCUAUGCCGUCGACUCUUCGUUGACAAAUAUGGCGACCUGCGUGCUCGCGACAUCACAGAGUUUGUGCAAAGGGCAGACGCACACGUCAAGAAGACGUUGGGCCCGGAGUUCUCCGCCACAACAGUGUAG